Molecule: messenger RNA, 1800 nt
Organism: Hyaloperonospora brassicae
Lineage: Eukaryota; Oomycota; Peronosporomycetes; Peronosporales; Peronosporaceae
Source: the annotation of a GenBank genome assembly
AUGGACGUGGCCGCGCUCUUGAGCGACAGGACAGCGAUGCAGCAGCUGGUGGACGACCUCUACCGUCCGUUCGAGUCCGAGCAGGUGGCUCAGGUCGUGGCGCUGCGUGUGGCAUCACCUCCCGCUUCUGAUGGAUUUGACCGAUUUUCAACCAAUCGCAAGACGCGCUUGGCCGACUUUGCCCGAACGACCGGGUAUAGCCUCACGACGGCCAUUGCAGGAGCAGUCGCAGGCGCGAAGCAGAUCGCGUAUGGAGAGGUGUGGGCGCAGAGAGAGGAGAGGAGAAGGCAAAAGGAGACUGAAGAGGAGCAAAAGAUGGGGGAAACGAGGACGUUGGAGGGCGCUGAGUUUGCGGCCCAGACAACGAGUGCUGCGCCCGAGUGCUUGGUGGCUGACGAGGAAAGUGGGGAGUGGAGUGUGGAGCUCGAGCGCGAGCUAUUUACGAAGCCGGCAAAGAGGGUAUUGCUCGUUGUGGACUCGGUGGGUGAGGUAGAAAGCAUCUUGGCGGCGAGAGACGCACUGUCGAGGCUGGGGUGUGACGUUGUGGGCGUGAGUUUCGUUGUCGCGACGACUGCAAAUGUGUUGCACAGCUUGGCCUCAGCCCACGUGACUUAUUGCUGCUUGUGGGACUCGAGUCGUGGUGUGAAAGUGAAACCAUCACUUCUGUCGGCCGUCGACUUCAGUAAUGGAUUGGACAGCAGUGGUGCUAGCAACGGAGCAAGGAAGCGUCAACGCAUUGCAGGUUCCAGUACAGACCUUUCCGUCCAAGUCGUAUUGAGCCAUUGCACUGCAGAGUAUCAGGCCAACAGUCCGAGUGAAGACCGUAGCGUGCACGUUGUAAAGACGAUGGACGCUAGUGUUCAGAUUUACGCCGUUUUCGACGGGCACGGCGGCUCCAGAGCAGUGGAUCACCUGCGCUCGUCACUGUGUCAGGAUAUACUUGGCGACAUUACAUCCAACAGCUCCAGCGACGAGGUCCGUACAAUUGUUGAGAGCGCUUUUGCGCGCGCCGAUGAAGAAUUGAAGCAGUCGCUCUUAGCUCUUGCUCCCGACAUCCGCUUGUCGAAGGGCUACUGCAACGCUGGGUCGUGCGCCGUCAUCGCGUUGUUCGUUCACAAGGCGCUUUACGUCGCAAAUGUAGGAGACUGUGCUGCUGUGCUAGGAAAGAUGAACAAAGAGACGAAAGAGCUACAGGCGAUCGAAGUGUCUACUGAUCAUUCGUGCAGCAAUUCGCACGAGACCAAGCUCGUGAUCGAGCGCUCGCACGAUCGCAAUGCUAUCCGGAUGAGCAAGGACGAUGUGAUCGCUGGACUUGGCACACUAGGUGCUCAACGCGUGGCUGGUAGUCUGGCAAUGACGCGCGCCUUCGGUGAUUUCUACCUCAAGUGUCCAGAGCUGAGUAUGGCGCCGUUCAAGAGCAAAGUGCCGUACAUCACAUCGCAACCUAGCAUUUCGACCGUUGACAUGGAUGGUAGUGAGAAGUACGUCAUACUAGCAAGCGACGGUUUGUGGGACGUCAUGACGCCACAAGAGGCUGUUCUUAUUGUGGACAAAUUUGACCCAGAGCAGUCUUUAUUCUACACGACUGCGAGUGCUGCCCUUAUCCAUGCUGCUCUAGAGAAGAUUGCGCAUCGAGAUGGAUUGCUGAUGCACGAACUGAUGUCGAUGUCGCAAGGCUCUGUACGGAGAAGUUUCCAUGACGACAUUACGUGCACCGUUGUCUACAUUGACCAUCAAAAUUGCGCGCAACAAUUGCGCACAGCUGACCUCGAUACAAAUGGGAUGACUCCUGACAUUUGA